AUGACCGACCCCGCGCAAGGCAACGCGCCCCAGCAGAGGCCUAGGAGCACCAGUGCCAAAGGUAACCCCAUAGGAGUAUGGAGCCCAGACAUCCUGAUAAUGGCCGGCAGCGAGGAGGCACUGCCUGUGGUGGCCAUGAAGCACAGCAUGGUGGCCAUGGACGCAAUACCCGGAGUGAGAACGUUACCCAAUGUGCGAGACCACGACGCGAACAUGUGCCUCAGGGUGCAAGGCGAUUCGCUCAUCAUCGGGGGAUACGAGCUUAAUGCUCCGCGCUGGGAAAAGGUAGACCCCCACUUCUCCUUCGGUCUCUUCGACUUCGACAUGAACGCCUUCAGUGAGAUAAUGGAGGGCGCUGUCCACCGGGUUCCUCGCCUGGCUCAGACGGGCAUCAAGGCCACCAUCUGCGGUCCGGAGGCCUUCACGCCCGACAGGAAACCCUUGAUUGGCGAGGACGCGGAGGUGUCGGGGCUGUACCACGGGUCGGGCUUCAACAGCUCCGGCAUGAUGAUGUCGGGCGGGUGCGCGGAACAGCUGGCGCAGUGGGUGGUGCAUGGGCGGCCAGCGCUCGACAUGACUGCGUAUGACUGUCGACGCUUUUCAAGUCGGGUCCGUCGCCAGCCGCGGUGGGCGUGGGAAAAGAGCCACGAGUCCUACGUCAAGAAUUAUUCCAUUGUGUUCCCCCGAGACCAGCCCUUAGCAGGGCGACGGGCUAUUACAGACCCUCUCUUCUCGGUA
Molecule: messenger RNA, 738 nt
Organism: Penaeus vannamei (Pacific white shrimp)
Lineage: Eukaryota; Metazoa; Arthropoda; Malacostraca; Decapoda; Penaeidae
Source: RefSeq, a predicted model, not a curated record